AUGACGGUGGGUAACCUGCUGGUCGCCAGCUUGUUAAUACCGUUAACGACAACAACGUUUAUUAAUGGUGUUGCGGCGAACAUCGAUGGAACGUCAGCGAAAAAGCACGAGAAAUUCGUGCCACUAGUUGCAUUUGAAUGCGGUUAUCGCAACAAAUAUAUGAAUGAGGACGGUGUGUGGAUGAGUGACGAGAACCGAUACGCUACAUGUCUCAGUGGAAAGCUGGACAUUCUCAAGUACUGUAAGAAGGCGUAUCCAAAACUCAAUAUUACGAAUAUUGUCGAAUAUUCACACGAGGUGGCCAUCGAGAAAUGGUGUCGUGAAGAAGGAACGCCAUGCAAAUGGACACACACUGUCCGACCGUAUCAGUGUAUUGAUGGUGAGUUCAAGUCGGAAGCACUGCAAGUGCCGCACGAUUGCCGUUUUUCUCAUGUGAACUCUGGUGAGUCCUGCAACGAUUACCAGCAUUGGCGUGACGAAGCCACGAAACAGUGCUCAAUAAAGACGUUCAAUGGAAAACCAAUGACUGUUCGCUCGUUCGCUGUACUCGAGCCAUGUAGUCUCGAUCUUUUCACUGGUGUUGAAUUCGUGUGCUGUCCAUCAACAAAAUCACAACUCCAGUCGUUGGUGCUCGAACAAUUGAAAAAGCGAACAAAGUCGUCCGAUGAAAAAUCGUCCGAGGGUCAGGAUCCUUAUUUCAAGAACAAGGAUCCCGCUAACGAACACGAAAACUUCAAGGAUGCUGAGGAUCGACUCGAUAAGAAACAUCGCGAGAAGAUCGAGAAG
Molecule: messenger RNA, 786 nt
Organism: Ostertagia ostertagi
Lineage: Eukaryota; Metazoa; Nematoda; Chromadorea; Rhabditida; Trichostrongylidae
Source: the annotation of a GenBank genome assembly